Molecule: messenger RNA, 1470 nt
Organism: Stylonychia lemnae
Lineage: Eukaryota; Ciliophora; Spirotrichea; Sporadotrichida; Oxytrichidae
Source: the annotation of a GenBank genome assembly
AUGAUAUGCCGACUGCUGAAUGAGGACCCGGUGCUUUGCUAAAUUAGGAAGGACAAUAAUGUCACGUAUGAGAGUUCUUCUCAUAGAAGUGAAUCAUCAAUAAUGGAGGACUAGUCACCGAUUGUAAAGGGAAGUUACAAUAAUUCCGCAGCUAAAAAUGGAAAUUACUCACAUCACAAAAAUAAUCAAGAGGAAGAAUACUUUCAAGGAGAAAAUAGUACUAAGAAAAAAAAGUAGGAAGUCUAGCAUAGAAAAAAUAAUAGAUUAGAUGACUCACUUGAAUUAAAGGAAUUCGAGAUUGCCAAGCAAGACAAUUCACAUCAUACAAGUAAGCAAAUGAGCAUGCUAGUAAAAGAUGAUAAACAAUAAAGAGAUAUUAUUGAACUUGCUGAUUUGGAAGAAUCUAAUUUUUUGCAAAGGCAUCAUAGUGGGGAUCUUAAUGGGAAAGAGGAGAUCAAGUUAUCAUUUUUUGAGUAGGAAUUCGAGAGACUUUACGAAUCUACAGUAUUCUUCUAUGGGGAGUAUAGGAUUGAUGAGGCAGGAGUAGAACUACAAAAGCUGAGAUAGUUAAUAGCAGAACAUACCAAUGACGAUGUAAUUUUAAAAUAUAUCUUUAAUUAUAAUAAGAAUCAAGAAGAGAUGAAGAGGCUAUAAGAAGAAAGAAUUAAUACCCAAACAGUGAUAUUGAAUCUAGAAAGAGAUAUGAAAGAGCUCGAUGCUAUUAUGACUGCUUUAGAUGAUCUGAAUAAUCUUGAAACUGUUCUUUAAGAUAAGAAAAAGGGCAUUCUUAUGCAAGUAAGAAGGCAAGAAGGGUAGAGAGGAGUAACUUUCAGAUAUGAAGCCAAGAAUCUUAAAGUUCAUCUCUUUAAUUUGCUAGCUUUGCUUAAUGAAACAGACCUAUAUGAUUUGUGGUUCCCUCAAUGCAAAAAAUCCUAUACUUUAAGGAGACUCGCAAAAGCAACAAAAAUGGCAUACGUAGAAUUCUUCUUUCCUUUUCCAUUUACUAAUCGUGAGUCAGUUAUGUAUGGAUUAGGAGCAAACAGAAUGAAAACGCAUGGAUCAAUUGUGAUAAUGGCAAAAAGUUAUGGUUUGAUAAAUGAUUAGUAACUGAGAGAUUAAGUGGGAGAGUUAGAAUUCAAAGAAAGGAAGGCUGGACUAGUAGAGAUGGAGGUGCAUCAAUAUGGUUUUGAAAUUACACCUACAGCUCCUGGAGAAAUAAGUAUAAGAGCAAUUAUGCUUUUCAAUCCUAAUAUGGACAAAAUGCCAGAGUCACUUGUUAACUGGGGUACCAAGAACUUCCUUGAAUAUAUGAUUAAUAAAAUGAUUAAAUUUAGCAAGGGAUUUUAAGGUACAAGCUAUGAAAAGAGACUGAAAAAUUCAGAAAACACAGAGUUCUACAUUUGGAUUCAAACAUACAUUAGAGAUUUUUAUCAAGAAAGAUGCUGGGAAUAUAAUCAUUAUACUUUUUGA